This is a messenger RNA of Amblyraja radiata (thorny skate), 4697 nucleotides long. It is a transcript of the gene slc35b4, whose product is annotated as solute carrier family 35 member B4. The transcript is spliced from 10 exons. Lineage: Eukaryota; Metazoa; Chordata; Chondrichthyes; Rajiformes; Rajidae. Gene Ontology annotation, biological process: UDP-N-acetylglucosamine transmembrane transport. Gene Ontology annotation, cellular component: Golgi membrane; endoplasmic reticulum membrane. The coding region runs from base 28 to 1227 and encodes 399 amino acids. Gene Ontology annotation, molecular function: UDP-N-acetylglucosamine transmembrane transporter activity; UDP-xylose transmembrane transporter activity. The record is from RefSeq and is a predicted model, not a curated record.
UCUCCCGGCGCGCGUUGCAGGUGACGCAUGCGCAGGGGGCCGGAUUUGGGCCGGCGAGGGAAGAAGGGGAGCGCUGGUCGGUGGACGUGUCGCUUGUGGUGCAGCGAGGGGAGGGGAAGGGAAGGGAAGCAAAGCAGCGAGUCGGAUUCUGAUCGAGACGCGGGGAUCCUCUCGGCCCUCGCCCGUCGUCACCAUGCACCCAGGCUUCGCCGUCGGCCUGGUGUUCCUGGGGUGCAGCAGCAACGUUGUGUUCCUGGAGUUGCUGGUGAGGUGAGGCUGGAGCAGGUCUGGCUGAUUGAUGCCCCUCUCAGGGGCAGAGAUUUCCCAGGAUGUGGGAACAUUGUGACAUUUGGACAGUUCCUGUUUAUAGCAUUGGAAGGCUUAAUCUUUCAAGCUCACUUUCUCACGAAGCCCCGGGCAAUUCCUUUAAGGAACUAUUUCGUUAUGGUGACCAUGUUUUUCCUCGUGAGUGUUGUUAAUAAUUAUGCCCUCAACUUCAAUAUUCCAAUGCCUUUGCACAUGAUCUUCAGAUCAGGCUCUCUGAUAGCCAACAUGGUACUGGGAAUCAUCAUUUUAAAGAAAAGAUACCCAGUUGCAAAGUAUAUUUCAAUCGUUCUGAUUUCACUGGGGAUAUUUAUCUGUAUGUUUAUGUCUGCAAAACAAGUGUCUUCAGAUACAAGUGUCUCUGACGAUGGCAGCCAUUCUGCAUUUAUUCAGUGGUUGAUAGGUGUUGCUAUGCUAACCUUUGCACUUUUCAUGUCGGCCAGAAUGGGCAUCUUUCAAGAGACGUUAUAUAAGCAAUUUGGGAAGCACUCCAAGGAGGCACUGUUUUACAAUCAUUUCCUCCCAUUACCUGCCUUCAUCUUAUUUGCCUCAGACAUCUACAAUCAAGGAAUCCUCUUCAGCCAGUCUCAAACAAUUGAACUUGUGCCACUAGGAAUGUCCAUGCCAAUUAUGUGGUUUUACUUUACAAUGAAUGUUCUAACUCAAUAUGUUUGCAUCCGAGGUGUUUUUAUUCUCACAACAGAGUGCACAUCUCUAACAGUCACACUUGUUGUGACACUUCGCAAAUUUGUCAGUCUGAUUUUCUCCAUUGUUUACUUCAAGAACCCCUUUACCCUCUGGCAUUGGGUUGGGACAUCAGUGGUCUUUGUUGGAACCCUCACGUAUGCUGAAGUUUGGAAAACCUUGAAGCCGCUUAUGUACAGAAAGAGAAAGGAGCAGUAAUUUUCUCCGGGGCAAUGUCAAGAUCCAAAGAAGUUACAGAGGAUCCCCAGUGGCAACAGAGAAUGGGUGGUCUUCAGGUAUUCUUCGAGAAUACUUUCUUUUUAGGAAAGUCUGCAUUUAUUCAGAAUAAUAAAUUUAAUUGUUUCUUUCUUGUGAGAACUCUAUUCUUAUCACCUCCCUCCCAUUUCUGAACUUUAGAUCAGGUAAGUCUGUAAAUGCUACAUGGAACAGUUCAGUUGUCAAAAAGACAACCAUGUGAAGUAAUGUUCAUAUGAUGCUUAAAAGUAGCAUAGUAAGAUGUGUAAAAAUUACUUAUUAUAACUGCAUUUUUAGUAAAAUUUAUUGCUUGAAUAGAUGGUUCGGUGCUGGGUUAAAACUUUGGGAGACCGGAUGGCACUGUGAGUUUAAUACACUGUCUCAUGAGCUUUGACUUAGUUCCAUGUCUAUGUAAGAUUGAUUGAGACGUUUAUGGCAUUGGAACACAUCAAGUCAUAAAAUAAGAGGUUUAUACUUAUCAUAAAUUUGUGGGGGGGGGGGGAAUCCUUAUCUGCUGGAAUUGGGUUUGGCGGUUCUAUCUAUAAUCUUCCGUUACGCAAAAGCAAAAUAAAUAGCAGGAAUAGGUCUUUUGGCCUGUCAAGUCUGCUGUACCAUUCUGUACCCCACAUUCCUUGAUUUCUUUAAAAUCAAUUGCUUGAAUAUAGUCUGCCUCCAGAGUUUUUUUAGAUGGUGAAUUCCAAAGAUUCAAUCCCUUUUAAUAUUGGGAUUCUGGGACUAUUUCAUUUAUUUGAGGAAAUAUAUUUCACUAGCUUAAGCCUGUGGGAAUGUGGGGGUCACUGUUUAUAACACAAGUUUUAUUGGAUAUAAUAACCUUCAACAGUACAUAUAACAUCAGUUAUGUCCUCAGCAACUACAAUAACAAAUGUGAAGGGGGUAAAUGACAGUCUUCAGUUCAGUGUUCCUAUAUUAAAUAACAUUCUCAGGGAUGAACAAAUACACAGAGAGGUAUUUUAGAGCAUGUGGACAAUAGGUUUUUAUUCAUUUGGCACCAAUUAGUGCCCAAAUCUCACCACCAGUGAAAUCUUACCACAACAAUGUUGUUAACAUUUGUGAUCAAGCCUAAAGGUGAUAACAGUGCAGAUGAAGAACAGGGAGAUUGAAGUUGUAGAUCUUAAAAACAAUCCUUAAGCAUGAAGUGAGAUAAAGGUUGAUGGAACAAAUUUCAAGUGUAGUUGUUCAUGUAGUAAUUAAGUUUGGGAGUAAUUGCAAGAACAAAAUUGGAGUACAGAUGUGGUGGACGAUUGAAGACCGAAUGGAAAUUAAAGGGAAAGGGUGAAACCAUGAAGAAAUUUGAAAGCAAGGAGGAGAAUUGUCAAAUUGAUGCUUAACCAGGAACGGUUUAAGAAAGAACUACAGAUGCUGGAAAAAUCAAAGGUAGGCAGAAAUGCUGGAGAAACUCAGUGGGUGAGGUAGCAUCUAUGGAGAGAAGGAAUAGGCAACGUUUCAGGUCUCGACCCGAAACGUCGCCUAUUCCUUCUCUCCAUAGAUGCUGCCUUACCCGUUCUGUUUCUCCAGCAUUUUUGUCCACCUUCACCAGGAACUAAUUGUUCUCGUGAGGAAAAUGUUGAAAGACAUUUGCUGGAGUUUAAACUUAAGAUCUUGAGGAGUCUGGUUGUGGAGACGAUUUAUAACAAGGGUUACUGUUAAAAAACAGAGUUGCCCAUUUAACACAGGAAGAGGUGAAACCUUUUUCACUUUGAGGGUGGUGGUUCCCUGGAACAAACUGCCAGAGAAGAUAGUGAAGCAGGUACUAUAAUAACAUAUAAAAGACAUUUAGACAGGUACAUGGAUAGGAAAGAUUGUGGAAUGUGGGCAAGAAUGACUAGCUUAGACAGGGCAUCUUGGUUGGCAUGGGCAAGAUGGGCCGAAGGGCCCAUUUCCAAGCUGAGUGGCUCCAUGGGUCUUUAGUGACUUUGUUCCUAAAAUAGACUCUAUUAAAAGGAGAUAAAAGGUUACUUUGUUUAGACUGGAAUGCAUAGCUGUGGUUAGUCAUGUCAGCCAUGCUCUUGUUGAAUGGUGGAACAAGUUUGAAGGGCCGAAUGGGUCCACCCUGGUCUUUAUUUAUUCAUGGCUGUAAGUGCAGGGGUAAUUGGUGAACAGUGCUUUCUGUGUUGGGAUGUGGGUAGCAGAGUUGUGGAUGACGUUAAAUUUAAGAUGCUUGAAAGGGGGAAGUCAAUCAUUCAUAUGCUGGAAUAGUUAAGCCUAGAUUUAACAAAGGGUGUGUGGAUGAAGGUUUCUGGAGCAGAUUUGCUGAGGUAGGCAUAGAGUAGGGCAUAUUACAGAUAUGGUAAAAGAUACUCUUGGAGCUUCAACUCCAAGGCUAUGGGUUAGUUUAAAUUUUAGUUGCUGUCAGGAAAUUGGAUUAACUCAGUGGCGAAGGUACAGAAUUGUGAUGGGAAGUGAAUUGAGAGCAAGUGGCUGUCACCAUUUACACAUGGAAAACAAAGCCAGUUUUGGAUAAGUACAUAAAAGAGUAGAAGGGGCCCGAGUCACAGACCUUUUGGGUGGGAGUGGGAUGUGGGUUGCUGCUGUUGUGAAAGCAUCAGACGAUAUAAGAAGGCAAUUCCCAGACCGAAGUAUAGCAACAGGUGUUUUGAAUCCCACCCGUGCUGAGUAGUGAUGUAUUUUAAAAUGUUAGUUCUAUCCCCCCCCAGCUUCAUUCAUAUUGUAAUUAAAAAAUGUUUAAUAAAAAAGCUGAAUUCCAAUGCAAAUCUGAAUGCUGUCAGAAUGUAGAAGAGAAUGUAAGGUGAGCGAAUGCCUACAUUUGUCAGUUACUGCACUUAAAGUAAUUCAUUAUAUUAAAUAUUUAAGUAUUUCCAAUUUCUGUAAGUAUUUUAACAUCUGCGACAGGCUGGUUUCUUCAUAAAUGUUGACACUUGAGAUUUUACUGUUUAUUUAUUGAUUCAUUUCCUGUUCAAUGUGAGAAAUUUGCUGGAAUGCAAAAUAAUUAUAUCUCUAUCACUCCUCCCCAGUGAAUCUUGCACGUUAAUUAAUCUAAAAUCAGUAACCAUCGAUGGCACACCUAACUAUAUUUUCUUCCUCCUUGGUUAUCACAAUUCAUGUGCUUUGAAUAUGCUGUCUGGGAACAUUUUUUAUGUAUAAAACCACCUGUGGCCCCAGACGCGAAGAAAAUGGGGCAAUAUUCCUUAUUUAUAAUAUCAAACCAAGGCAAGUUUUGCACAUUAUGGUCUGCCUCUGGCAGUAAAUUUUAACAGGAUCACUUGAAAGUAAGCGAUAAAAGUUGUAAACAUUUAAACCUCUACAACAGCAGAAGAGCCUUUGCCUAGUUGAGUUGUGAAAACCUUUGCCUAUUGCAUUGAGAAGGUAGCUUUUUGUCUAAAAUGUGUGCUUGAUCGGGAUCAGCAUUCUGCUUGUGAUGUUCUUUCCUCAAUAAAAUGCAUUACUUUCCAUUU